This is a messenger RNA of Dromiciops gliroides (monito del monte), 3597 nucleotides long. RefSeq names its product adenosine monophosphate deaminase 2 (gene AMPD2). Gene Ontology annotation, cellular component: cytosol. The record is from RefSeq and is a predicted model, not a curated record. Lineage: Eukaryota; Metazoa; Chordata; Mammalia; Microbiotheria; Microbiotheriidae. Bases 79 to 2556 code for a protein of 825 amino acids. Gene Ontology annotation, molecular function: AMP deaminase activity. The transcript has 18 exons. Gene Ontology annotation, biological process: AMP metabolic process; IMP salvage.
CUGGGGAGGGAGGCGGGGCAGAGGAAGGGGUUGGAUGUGGCGGAUCGAGGCCCCUGCUUGCCAGCCGAGGCCCUGGCCAUGGCAUCCUCCUCGGCGUCACCAGGGAAGCCGAAGGCCAAAUACCCCUUUAAGAAGCGGGCCAGUCUGCAGGCAGCCAAUGCGCCAGAGGCUCGGGGCGGGCUGGGGGGACCCCCGCUGCAAUCCGCCCGCUCCCUGCCAGGCCCUCCCCCCUGCCUCAAGCACUUCCCAAUCGACCUGCGCACCUCCAUGGAUGGCAAAUACAAGGAGAUCGCUGAGGAAUUGUUUAGCCGCUCGUUGGCAGAGAGUGAGCUUCGCAGCGCCCCGUAUGAAUUCCCAGAGGAGAGCCCCAUCGAACAGCUGGAGGAGAGACGUCAACGGCUAGAGCGGCAGAUCAGCCAGGAUGUCAAGUUGGAACCAGACAUUCUGCUUAGGGCCAAGCAAGACUUUCUGAAGACAGACAGUGAUGCAGACCUGCAGUUGUACAAGGAGCAGAGUGAAGCUCAGGGUGACCGUGGGCCCAGGGACCGAGAUGGGCAUCUGGAGCGAGAGUUUCAGAGGGUCUCCAUCUCUGGAGAGGAGAAGUGUGGGGUACCAUUCACCGACCUGCUGGAUGCAGCCAAGAGCGUGGUGCGAGCGCUGUUCAUCCGGGAGAAGUAUAUGGCCUUGGCCCUUCAGAGUUUCUGCCCCACCACUCGGCGCUUCCUGCAGCAACUCGCCGAGAAGCCCCUGGAGACCAGGGCCUUUGAGCAGGGUCCAGAUACCCCCGUGUCUGCUGAUGCCCCAGUGCACCCCCCAGUGCUAGAACAGCAUCCUUAUGAACACUGUGAGCCUGCCUCCAUGCCUGCGGACCUGGGUUUUGGCCUCCGCAUGGUCCGGGGAGUCGUCCACGUCUACCUGAAGAGGGAUCCCGAAGAACAGAACUCAGAGCUGGAGCUGCCCUACCCCGACCUGCAGGAGUUUAUAGCUGAUGUCAAUGUGCUGAUGGCCCUCAUCAUCAACGGUCCCAUAAAGUCCUUCUGCUACCGUCGGCUGCAGUACCUGAGCUCCAAAUUCCAAAUGCACGUGCUGCUCAAUGAGAUGAAGGAGCUGGCCGCACAGAAGAAAGUGCCCCAUCGGGACUUCUACAACAUCAGGAAGGUGGACACACACAUCCACGCCUCGUCCUGUAUGAACCAGAAGCACCUCCUUCGCUUUAUCAAGAGGGCCAUGAAGCGGCACUUGGAGGAGAUAGUGCAUGUGGAGCAGGGCCGGGAGCAGACGCUGCGGGAGGUCUUCCAGAGCAUGAACCUCACGGCCUACGACCUGAGUGUGGAUACGCUUGAUGUGCACGCAGACCGGAACACCUUCCAUCGAUUUGACAAGUUCAACGCCAAGUACAACCCUAUUGGGGAGUCCGUCCUUCGAGAGAUCUUCAUCAAAACAGACAAUAGGGUUUCGGGGAAAUACUUUGCCCACAUCAUCAAGGAGGUGAUGUCCGACUUGGAGGAGAGCAAGUACCAGAACGCAGAGCUGCGCCUCUCUGUGUAUGGGCGCUCUCGGGACGAAUGGGACAAGCUGGCACACUGGGCCGUGGAACAUCGUGUGCAUUCGCCCAAUGUGCGCUGGCUGGUGCAGGUGCCUCGGCUUUUUGAUGUCUACCGCACCAAAGGCCAGCUGGCCAACUUCCAGGAGAUGCUGGAGAACAUCUUCCUGCCGCUCUUCGAGGCCACAGUGCACCCCGCCAGCCACCCGGAGCUGCAUCUCUUCUUGGAGCACGUGGACGGCUUUGACAGCGUGGAUGAUGAAUCUAAGCCUGAGAACCACGUGUUCAAUCUGGAAAGCCCGCUCCCCGAGGCCUGGGUGGAGGAGGACAACCCGCCCUACUCCUACUACCUGUAUUACACCUAUGCCAACAUGGCGGUGCUCAAUCACCUGCGAAGAGAGCGGGGUUUUCACACCUUUGUGCUCCGGCCCCACUGUGGGGAGGCAGGACCCAUCCACCAUCUGGUAUCCGCCUUCAUGUUGGCAGAGAACAUCUCUCAUGGGCUGCUGCUGCGAAAGGCUCCAGUCUUACAGUACCUGUACUACCUGGCUCAGAUCGGCAUUGCCAUGUCCCCGCUCAGCAACAACAGCCUGUUUCUCAGCUACCACCGCAACCCACUGCCCGAGUACCUGUCCCGGGGGCUCAUGGUCUCGCUCUCCACGGAUGACCCCCUGCAGUUUCAUUUCACCAAGGAGCCUCUGAUGGAGGAGUACAGCAUCGCCACUCAGGUGUGGAAAUUGAGCUCUUGUGACAUGUGUGAACUGGCCCGGAACAGCGUCCUCAUGAGUGGUUUCUCCCAUAAGGUGAAGAGCCACUGGCUAGGACCCAAUUACACCAAAGAGGGGCCUGAGGGCAACGACAUCCGCCGCACCAACGUGCCAGACAUCCGAGUGGGCUACCGCCACGAAACAUUGUGCCAGGAGUUGGCCCUCAUCACGCAGGCGGUGCAGAGCGAGAUGCUGGAGCCCAUCCCUGAGGAGCCUGGACUCCCCCUGAGCCCAGGGCCCCACUGAGCCUGGGCAGGCGCCCGGUGCCUCACUGCGCCUUCUCCAGAUCCUUUGCGCUCUCUCUCUUCCUGUUGUGCCCUUUCUGUUUGACUGUCCCCACACGUCCGGCUUCCCUGCAUGUCUGCCUGCCUCUGUCCUCUAGUCUGUGCCACCUCCUGUUGGGGUAGGGGAUUGCUGGCCCACGUGCUUCUGGUCACUGGGCCCAGGGACCCUGCUCUGGACUUCUUGACUGAAUUACGUGUCAAAACGCCCAGGGCUGGGCCCUGGUGCUGCCCCUCGCAGGCCAGCACUUUUGGGGCAGCCUGUGUGCUAGCACCUCCCUUGGCCCAUCACUCCAAGGUGCGUCGGAGCCUGGCAGCCGUGCUGGGAGUUACUAGCACCUCGUUUGGUUUCAAGGAUGGGUGCUUCUGGAGGACCCUGUCCCUGGGGAACCGUGCCCAUCUAAUGCCCGGGGAGCUCCUCAGUCACUGGUCCCAUGCCCACAGACACUGCCUGGGUGGGUACCCAGGUUGGCCAGGCCUGGGCGCUGGCUUCGUCUUGUUUUGUCCUGACAAACGUGAUGGUGUCUUGUCAGAAGACCAGGGGUCUGCCGUGGGCACCGCGGCUGGGGCCUGGAUGGGGGCUGAAGCCCCUAAUCGGGGUGUGGUAGGGCAGGGAGAAGGGAAAGCUGAGCACCUGGUUCAGGUUCUAGGGACAGGCCAGGUACUCGACGCCGGUGCUGCAGCCGCUUCCGUCCUUGCUGCCUACCCAGACCGGCUCAAGCUGUAGCUUUUUGUGCCACUGUAAGGAGGGAAGGGGAGAGGAGAGGAGAGGAGGGAGCCUGCUGCGGCCUAAGCACCGGGCAGGGGAAGGAAGGGAGGGCCCGGGUUCACCCAGGUGGCCUUGGAGGGAGAGAAUCCCUGGGGAGGCCCCCUUCUUGUCUCUGCUCUCCCUCCCCAUCGGUGCCUGUCACUGGCCAAGCUGGAAUUGUUUUUCAUUGCUGUGACAUGUGAUGUUUCAAACUAGUCCCUCUCCAAAGCAUGAAAAAAAUAAAGAUUAUUUAAGUAA